Messenger RNA from Scylla paramamosain (green mud crab), 2867 nucleotides. RefSeq names its product transient receptor potential channel pyrexia-like. The record is from RefSeq and is a predicted model, not a curated record. The transcript has 7 exons. Lineage: Eukaryota; Metazoa; Arthropoda; Malacostraca; Decapoda; Portunidae. Gene Ontology annotation, molecular function: monoatomic ion channel activity; protein binding. Gene Ontology annotation, biological process: monoatomic ion transport; transmembrane transport. Gene Ontology annotation, cellular component: membrane. Bases 330 to 2777 code for a protein of 815 amino acids.
ACGUCACACCGCCCCUCUCUGAAUCCCUUUCGUACGUUCCCACUCCCUCACACGCACUCAUAAGCCCCUCAUAAACUUGCUGGAAGGCAUUAUUGCUUAAACUUUCGUGUCGUGAAGGUGGUGACGACUCUUGUGGUUCUUCUUGAGUGAAACUAUCAAACAAAUAAAUAGAUAAGACAAAGAAAGAAAGAAGGAGAUCAAGAAAGGAAAGGAAAAAAAAAAGAAAACAAGACUAUAUUGUGUGUUCCUCGUGUCAGCCUUUUCAUCGGGAUCAAGAGAACUUCACUACAAUAUGUACAAUUCCACCAAGACGGGGGCGUCCCGGCGCCAUGACUCCCACACCAGGGUCUCGCCGCGCUCCUGAAGUCGCCCACGACCAGCCCCCUGAGGACCCCGCCGCAAAGCUGCUGCCCCUCCCGGCCGCCAUGCCUACCUCAGAGAGCCUGUCUGCGGGGAGCCGCACGGUGCGGGUGUCCACCGACACUGACGUGGAAGGCGACGCCCCUGGGAUGUGCUCGUGGGACAGCGACUCCGCGCGGCUCCUCAAGAUGGUGGACACGGAGAACCUGGAGGGCCUGCAGACGCUGCUGACAUCGGGUGUGCACGUCAAUGGCCACGGCGGCACCUUCCACGAGACAGCCCUGCAUCGCGCCGCUCAAAUCCGCUGGUCGGCCGGCGUGCGCUACCUGCUGACUGCGGGGGCCUCCGUGUACGCCAAGAACCAGUUCGGCCAAACCCCGUUGCACUACGCCGCAGCCUCCAAGUCCACCACGUGCAUCCAGCUGCUGCUGGAGAACCGGCGGCCCGGCGUGGUGGACCACCGGGACAUGCGGGGACACACGCCCCUGCACGAUGCCGCCUCUGCGGGAUGCGUCAACGCCAUCACACUGCUGCUCAAAGCCGGGGCCCUAGUGCGUGCGAAGGACGGCACGGGAUCCACGCCUCUGCACAAGGCGGCGCGGGCGCGCUCCGUGCCCUGCAUGGUGGCGCUGCUCAACGCCGGCGCCGACAUGUCUGCGGCGGACGACAUGGGUGAAACGGUGCUGGCAUACACGCUGCACUACCUGCCGGGCCUCAUGGACACCGUGUUUGACGAGUGCCUGGUCACCAACUCGCCCAAGAUCAACACCAAAACCCUGGAGGUCACCAUGAACUUCCUGCCGCUGUGCUGCGGCUCAGACAAGAAUCAGGUUCAGAACCUACAGUCGUUCGUGGACAUGGGGCACGCCAAGCUGCUGAGCCACCCGCUUUGCGAGACCUUCCUGCUGCUCAAAUGGAUGAACGUGCGGCGCCUCUUCCUGAUCGAGGUGACGCUGUACCUGCUGUUCGCCGUGUUCACCACCGUGCUCACUUUCAACAAAUUUGUGUGGAAUCCCAACCACAUCAGUCACUUCAACGGGACCUCCCCGGAGGAGGACUCCAAGUACGUGGAGGACCACAAGUGUGUGAAGGGCCCCGACCAGCUGCACAAUGACGUCAAUAACGCCCUGCGUGGCAUCGUGGUGACGUACUUGGUGCUCAUUAUGCUGCAGCAGGUGCUGUCGCUGCUACAGAACAAACUGCAGUGGUUUCGCUCGCUGUCUGGCGUGCUGCACGUGGUGAUCACCGUGCUGGUGGCGGGAGUGGUGCUGCCCUCCGACGCGUACCUGUGGCAGCACCACUUGGCCUCGUGGCUCAUGCUGCUGCUGUGGACGGAGUGCAUGCUGCUUAUCGGACGCUUCCCCAACUGCGGCGUGUACGUGGUGAUGUUCACGCGCGUGGCGAAGGUGUUCCUACGCAUCUUCCUCAUGUACUUCUGCCUGCUGCUGGCCUUCACCGCCGCCUUCUACGUGGCGCUCAACUACCAGCAGGGGUGCUCCAAGGAUCCCGUGCUGGCCAACCCCCUGCUCACCUUCGUCAAGACGCUCACCAUGAUGAUCGGCGAGCUGGACUUCGGGGAGGAUUUCGUGAACGACCUGUCGCGCCUCGAGUUCACCGGGCACGCCAUUUUCCUCUUCUUCAUCAUCCUCGUGUCCAUCAUCCUUUCCAACCUGCUGGUGGCUCUGGCUGUCAGCGACGUGCAGGGCCUCAGGAACUCUGCCCACCUGGAGCGUCUCAUCAAGCAGACAGAGCUGGUGUACCACAUGGAGAAGAACAUUUCCACGGUAGCCUACAUCGCCUCGCUCGUCAAGGUGUCCAAGUUAAGCGCGAUGCUGAUGAAGGUGGCGCUGGUGUGUACGUACGACUGCUACAACACCAGAGUCUUCUACCUGCCUAACAGUCCCCUCAAGAGCAACAAACUCUUCAUUGUCAAGAACAAGAAGGUGAAAGAGACAACAGUUCCCUCUUAUCUCCUGGCCAACGUGAACCAGUGCCUGCGGGGACGUGAGGCGGACCAGGGCUGCGCGGGCGGGGACACGGGGCGCAGCAUGAAGGCCAGACGGGGAAGCAGAAUCCGGAGAGGCGACUACCAGAAGAGCGAAGCGAACAACGACGAAGUGAAGGCGGGAUUAAAGGAACUUGAGGCUAAUGUGAUCGAAUUAGUGAGCGACAAGAUGGAGGAGAUGAGAGACACUUACGCGGAGCUCAAUAAACAGAUGGAGGAGCUGCAAGAGAAGAUGAAAAAAAUAGCCAGCGUUCUGUGCAAGGAGGAGGAGAAGGAGGGCGAAGAGGAGGGUAGUGGUGGUGGUGGUGGGGGAAGGUUUAGGGGCAGGGAAGGAAGGGGAAGAGGCAGAGGAAGAGGUCACAGGAGUUUGUCAGGCCCGCAGUUAAGUUUACCUGGGGAAAUUAUUAACUAAGAGAGAGAGAGAGAGAGAGAGAGAGAGAGAGAGAGAGAGAGAGAGAGAGAGAGAGAGAGAGAGAGAGAGAGAGAGAUUAUAUACACUAAA